Messenger RNA from Racocetra persica, 261 nucleotides. The record is from the annotation of a GenBank genome assembly. NCBI's taxonomy places the organism in Eukaryota, Fungi, Glomeromycota, Glomeromycetes, Diversisporales, Gigasporaceae.
CACAAGAACAACUUCAGCAGGAGGCUAAGCAGAUGAGGAUGCUUAAGGAGAUAUGGGAUGUAAAAAUUAGUGGUCAAAAGGAAAUGCCUUUAAUAUUACAUGAUAAAAAAGACAAAAAACAUGAAGAUACUAUCAUUCGAUUCCAAAAAUUAAUAGAAAAGCAGUAUAAUAAAUUAAAACAUAAACUUCAUGGUCUUCAAAAUACAAAAAAUGAACUGGCAAAAUUACAACUUUAUGAAGUGCAAAGACUUAUAUCUAUUU